GCCGCUCCCAUUGGGCCUUUGGAGUCCCUUGCCGCUUGCCGCUUGCCGCUCAUGUCAUAAACGGCCAUGGAGCAGCCGCAAGGCGCCUUCCGGCAGCGCAGGCUUCUGACGAAGCGGGGCUGCUGGUUCGGGCGCACCGUGAAGCGCUGGUGCCAGGUGGAGCGAGAUGAACUGGUCUACUACGCGACCCAAGACUCCGCAGAGCCCCGGGGGCGCGUGUCUCUGUCGGAGUGCACGCUUGGCCGGGAAUCCGAUCAGCUGGAGAUGUGGCCCAAGGCGCAAGCCUCCCCAGCGGGCACGCUGCAGCUGGUUCGCCCGGGCAAGGGCCCGCUGCUUCUGUCGGGUCCAGCGGAGGAGCUCGAGGCUUUGGCAUUGAGGAUCCGAAGUCGGAGUCUGGCGCAACUGCCCGAGCUGCCGGCCUCACCCACCAUGCCGGAGGUGCCAGCCUCGGCGGAGGUCCUGCCCUACCGGCCGGCUGGGCCGGCCGCGGAGCCCUUGGCACGCAUUUGCUCCCGAAACUCCGAGUGGUCCGCGCAGGUGCCAGAGGAGUUGGAGCAUUCCCCUUCACGGAGCAAGGUGCGGCAGUCCCAAGCGCCAGUCUUCCAGGAGGUGGUGCAGAGCCUGGGCCCAAAGUUGGCCUUCCGGAAGGCGAUGGAGCUCAUGUGGAACUACGACUUGGAGGCUGCUCAUGUGCUGCUUCACCCAUGGCGGAGCUCGGUGAUUUGGCAUGCCACCGCCUACGCAGAGUGCUCGCUCCUUCGGACGGUGCUCACGGGGAGGAAGAGCGACGCCCUGGCCACGCUGGAGUUGAUCAAAGUGGCGGAGACUCUGCGCCUUGACUCCGGCGACAAGGCCCCGGAGCUCGCGCAGGAGGUGCUCUCCGCGGAGCUGCUGCUGAUGCGCAGCGUGCUGCAGGUCAUGCUGGGGCUAAGGCUCCGGGCUUUGUACAACCUGCGGCAGGCUUGGUACGCCUACUAUCGCCUGGAGUCCUCUCUGGAUCCCCAACACUUGCGGCAGUGCUCGCAGGAGGUGACGUGCCUGAGCAGCUACGAGGACCUGCGGGGGCGGAUUUUGUUCGGCUUGGGCUUCUUCUACAUGGCCGCCUCCUUGGUACCUGCCUCCCUGGUGCCCCUGGUGCGCCUGGCCGGGUUCCUGAUGCACCGGCAGAAGGGCAAGGCCUACCUCUUCGAGGCCGUCGAGGGGAACUUGGGCUCCCGAAGCGCUGGGGCGGCCAUUCUGCUGGCCAUGUACCACCUGGACUUGGAACCCGACAUGAAGCACGCGGGCAACAUUCUGAUCGCAAGCCUGGGGCGGCAGCCAGAGAAUGCUCUACUGCACUGGGCAGGCUCCUUGCUGGCCUGGCGAAACACCUUCAUGUCGCAGGCUGUGUCCAUCACUGGCAAAGCGCUCUGGUGCUGUGGGGAGGAACUGGGGGAAAAGGCGAUAUAUCUUAGAUAUGAGCUGGGAAUGUUUCACUUCAUCGAGAUGGAAUGGCACAAAGCCCACGAGCAUUUGAAUUGCGUCUACGCUUCAGUGAAUUCGGACAAGGUGUUUUUUCCCUACAGCACCCUGGUCACGACCCAGUUGGCUGCUGUGGCCUUCAGUAUGGGGCAGCAAGAGCACGGGGAGAGCCUUUGCAAGGAGUGCGCGGCGGUCCAGGACUGGAGCGGCCUGCUGAAGCUGGAGACGGACUUCGCGAAGGUUAUGCAGAUCUUUCUGAAACGGCGUCGGCAUGGGCGCCGGAUGCUGGCCUUCGAGGUGAUGUACUUCUUGCGGCAGUUCCCGAAGGUUCCGAGGCACAUGCUUCUCGCGAUCAAGGACACUGUCCAGAAGGUGAUGCCACCGGUCAGCGAGUCGAGUGAAGACACAGAGGGCAGCUCACUUGUGGAGUUGGCCAGCGCUUUGACAAUCCAAGUGGUGAUUUGCUUCUACUUGGGCGAUGCUGCUGCUGCCAUGGUAUUUGUCCCCGAACUCUCGGAGAUCUGUCCGCGGCUUCCUUCCUGGGCCACGUACCUGUCAGCUCAUGGCCUAUAUUGGUGCGGUCGUGUACUGGCGCUGAAUGAGCGCGAUCAGGAUGCGUACUCCUGCCUUCAGCUGGCGCGAUCUUACAAGAAGUAUCCAUUCAACAUCACUGUGAAGAUCUCGAAGGUCAUCACCCAGCACGAGGAGCACAUGGCCAUUGAGGCGAACUUGGUCAGCAGCUAGUGGCGAUGAAAGAUCGGCUCCGCUGGGGUCGGCUCAGCGGUUUUUUCCUCACUUUUUUUUGCACGAGCACGUCCACAAGGCUGGGUGUGCCGCCUGGCCGUUUCAGCUUAGCGGGACCCCCCGAGAUUUCUUU
Messenger RNA from Effrenium voratum, 2338 nucleotides. The record is from the annotation of a GenBank genome assembly. Lineage: Eukaryota; Dinophyceae; Suessiales; Symbiodiniaceae.